Messenger RNA from Caenorhabditis sp. 36 PRJEB53466, 3186 nucleotides. Lineage: Eukaryota; Metazoa; Nematoda; Chromadorea; Rhabditida; Rhabditidae. The record is from the annotation of a GenBank genome assembly.
AUGUCUUCGAACCGUUCUCCACCUCCUCCCCCUCCCCGAAAAUCCACACAAAAAUUUACAAAAGUAAAAAAAGUAUUUUAAACAAACAUUUCAAACUUGAAUUUCAUUUUUCAGAAUAGCAGCAAUCCGCGCCCAGAGAACCACCGAUGUAAAAGCGCGUGGCGUAAAAUUCACCUACCUGGAAGAAAAUAUUUGCGAGCAGAUGGGGCUCCAGAUGGAUGUCAUUCGAAACAGGAAUUUGACGUAAGAUAUUCAAACCGAAGGCACACGAUAGACAUCGCAAAUCGCAGAGCAUGAAACGACAUGGCGUGGAGUAUGACAAAGAGGCGCAAGUGCGCGGAGAAAAGGCUUUGGCUGAUCCACGGAGUCAGUCUAACAAUGUCCGUCCCGCGGCAAAUUCUUUCCGGAAUAUACACUACACCAAGCGUCCACAUCUACGUCUUGAUUCAAAUUACUGUACUAUCCCGCCAAAACGAGAAGUUUCAUUAUUCAGAAUGGACGACAACUGUACAAUCGAGCUUCUGAGAGAUUUUGCAGAGUAGUUCAAUCAUCACGUCAUUAUUUUAACCCAAUCAUCUUCAGAGAAUGCGGUAAUGUGGAAGACGUAUGGGUUUGUAGACAUCCAACAACGAAUCAACAUUUGAAGAUGGCAUAUGUUGUUUUCAAAUUUGUCGAAGACGCAAUAAAAUUUCGAGAAAAAUACAGAACACAGAGUAUACUUGCUACGAAGUGCAAGUGUGAAAUAGACCCGUUCCGUGAGUUUGAUUCUGCGAGGUCGUUGUAUCUAUUAAUCUUCUCAGUUUCUAAAUUGAACGAAGCUUACGAGGAAAUCACUGAUCAGCCGAUCAGCCGACUUCCAAAACAUUUGACUUUGAUCGAAGCGCCAGUAUUGAAAAAAAUCCGUUCAAAAUUUCUGGGUUACCAGGUCGAAGAAGAAAGUGAGCGAAACUGUAAUGGUAAUAACGCAGAAGAUUAUGAAUGUACUACAAUAGAGAGAGAGACAUUCGAUAUAACGGAUGAAGAAUACUCUCAAAGAAUCGACAAUGGUGGGUUCGAAGCACUUUCUAAAUUCUCAAAUGAAAAUUGUUUUUGCAGACAAUGAAUAUGUUCCCCCUCACUGUUACAUCGGUUCUCCUAUUCCUCCUACUUCGUUCGAAGAAGAAAGCAUCCCUCCUCCUCCGACGAAAGAAGCAAUUCCUCCUUACAAUGUGAAAGAAAAAGAAGCCGUUCCUCCGCCACCUCCUCCAACAGGGUUCCAUAAUCACCAUCCAUCACUUGGCUCUCAUGAAUUUCCGACAGGUCAGUCCAAUACUGCAAAUUUACGCUCUAUAAGAUAUUUUUUUGACAUCUUAAUAUCAAUUAAUAUGUUUUUAUGAUUUACAGAACCUCCUCCAUCAUAUUCCCAGAUAGAUCCGAUGCGUUCGAGCAGAGAUCAAAAACAUAGUGUUUCCCGGCACCAUCGAAAGUACCCUUCGAGUAGUGAAUCAGAGAGCGGAAAAUCGAGUACAGAUCGUGUUUCACGUCGUGGAGACUAUCGACCAGCUUCUCGAAAUCAUGGAGCCGAUGACAGUGACAAAGUUGUAAAAGUACACAAAACCAAGUUUGAGAAAAGAACAAUUGAAUAUGAGGCGGGGAAGAAGAAGUUCGAACAAGUGCAUAUCAGGAAGAGGACGUCCGUCAUCCGAGGAAAAGAAUUUGAAGAAAUAUCGUCUGACGAGAAUGCGUCUAGCUUCGAUUCAUCUUCUACACCUUUCCAUGGGGACUCAGAUAAAGAAAGAAAACUGAAAGUAUGCUAAUUUGGCCGAAGAUAUGUUUCUUUUUUUUGGUUACAGAAACGCGAUAAAUCACCAAGCCGUAAAAAAAAAGAAAGAGGUUUUGGCUGGGACUCUGAGAGCGACGAAUCCGAAGAUGAACACCUUAAACGAAGAGGUGGACGAUCGAAAAUUCGAGACCAAGUGCGGAGAACAGAGAAAAACGUUCGACGGGAUUAUAACACUGGAAGGUCUAAAACCCCACCGCCACCUCCUCCAGCUCAUAUGGUUCCACAGUCAAACAGACAAGUGAAUCAUAAUAUUCCAUCUUCUGCUCCACCACAAAGUUUCCAACACCAUCCACACCAGAUGCCGCAUAUGAUGCCUUUUGCUUACUAUUCGCAAGCUCCUCCUCCGCCGCCUUGUGAUACCCGUAAGCCACCGCCCGGAUUUAUUUCUUCAUUUCAACCAGUGGCACCAGCAGCUUCAAUUUAUCCGCAAAUGACCGUUCCUCCCUCUAUUGUUCUCGCACAUUAUCAUAGUGCCCCAUCGAAUCUAUGUUUGCCGCAACCUUCCCUCGUUAUACCGUCUCUUUCUGGGAACAAGAAUAAUUCUCCGGAUGAUCUGAAACUAUCUCUCCAGCAGCGACUUACUGGCUUAUUCGCCACAGUAGAUACGCCUAAACUUGCCCCUCAACUUGAACGGCUUCCGAAACCAUUGGAAUCUAUGGAUGAUCAACAUUCACUCGAAGAUAUGGAUGUUGAAGUGUCAAGUGGCAGUGAACUACAAGAAGCCGGCGAUGAACGAGAAAGAGAAAUACGACGAAACUUGAUGGACCGACUUGAAACUGUCCGCGCUUCAAUAGUGAGAAAAUGUCGCCAGAGAACGAUAGAAGAGUUGAACUCAAAAAUUACUGAUGAUAUUCGACAACAAAUAAUGCGUUUGUGCCUUUCGCAACUCGAUGACAAAAUACAAAAUCAGACAGUUGUUGAUGAAGAAAGAAGGAAAAAAGAAAGAGAGGAAAAAGCCAGGUUGGAAGCGGAAAAGCCUAAAAUGAUUGCGGAUAUGAUGGUAAGUAUAAAAGUAUGAUGAUAAAUUAUGAAAAAUGCGAUUCUCAGACACUUUUCAACAAGCAAUCGUUCUCCAACGCUCCUCGUCAAAAUUUUUCCUUUUUCAGGGUGAGUUUUCAUCUGGAAUCAACCAAUGCAUUCUUUCCCUUUUCAGAAGCAGAAACCAAUUCCAAAAAACAACCGCCAACACGAGAGCCGUCCGGUUUCAACAUCAUCGUCGGCAUCAUCAGAUUCUUCGAGUGAAUCUUUUGUAGCUCGUCCCCCACUUCGAAAACGUUCGUCGUCAUCGUCUUCUUCUGUGUCGUGUCGAUCUGAGUCUGAUGAUUCUGAUAGUGAUGGACCCAAAAGACGGGAAAAGUCCGUAG